This is a messenger RNA of Durio zibethinus, 1868 nucleotides long. Its product is annotated as putative disease resistance protein RGA3. Gene Ontology annotation, molecular function: ADP binding. NCBI's taxonomy places the organism in Eukaryota, Viridiplantae, Streptophyta, Magnoliopsida, Malvales, Malvaceae. The record is from RefSeq and is a predicted model, not a curated record.
CAAAAUUCCUGCUUGUUUUAGAUGAUGUGUGGAAAGACCGUGAUGAAGAUUGGGACCCACUAAAAGUUGUUUUUCGACAAGGCAUGUCUGGAAGUAGGAUUUUGGUGACUACUCGUAAAAAGCCAGUUGCAACGGGGAUGGGAUCCUGUCAAGUGUUUCAUUUGGAAGAAUUAUCUGACGAAGGUUGCUGGUUAAUACUUAGUCAAUUGGCCUAUAUGGGAAAGGGAAAUGAGUUGCGUGAAAAGUUGGAGGAUAUUGGAAGGGAAAUAGCAAAGAAGUGUAAAGGUUUACCGCUUGCUGCAAAGACUUUGGGAGGUUUGUUACGGGAGAAAAACACUAGGAAUGAGUGGCAAAAUAUACUGAACAGUGAGAUAUGGAAAUUAAAAGUUGCAGAAAAAGGCAUUUUCAGACCUCUCCUGCUAAGUUAUUAUGAUCUGCCCUCAGAAAUAAGACCAUGCUUAUUAUAUUGUGCAAUCUUUCCCAAAGAUUUUGAUUUUUGGCCAACUGAAUUAAUUAAGCAUUGGAUGGCACAUGGUUAUCUAAACUGCAAGGAGAAUUUAGGGAUGGAAGAAGGAAAAGGUGGUGAAUACUUCAACUAUUUAGCAUCUCGUUCUUUUUUUCAAGACUAUGAAAAAGAUGAGGAUGGUAACGUAAUUGAAUGUAAGAUGCAUGACAUGGUACAUGAUUUUGUCCAAUAUUUGACAGAUGAAGAAAUUGUGGCGGUGGAGUUUGACAACAGUGAAACUGUGAGGCUUGAUUUAUCUUCCAAAAAGACUCAUCAUUUGAGGGUAAAGAUAUCAAAAGAGGAUCAAUUUCCUGUGUCUAUAAAAGGCAUAGAGAACCUACGGAGCCUUCUAGCUGGUGGUCAACAGUGUGAUGUAACUGGUGAAGCCUUGGCAGCAUUCUUCAAGGGAGCGAAAUGUCUAAGAUUAUUUGAGUUUGCGAAGGAGUGGUAUGGUCAUGUAAAUGUAAAAGAAAUUCCAAAUGAAAUAGGGAAAUUAAUUCAUCUGAGAUACCUUAAUUUUUGUGGCUGUGGGAAUUUAAAAGAAUUGCCUGAAGAAGUGUGUGAAUUGCAUAAUUUGCAAUACUUGAAUCUCGAUGGUUGUCAUAAUCUUGAGAAACUACCAGAUGGUAUGGGGAAAUUAAUCAACCUGAGGUAUUUUUAUUCUAAGUAUUGUUUUGGGCUACAAUAUUACCCAAAAGGGAUUGGGAGAUUAACUUCUCUCAGGGAAUUAAUCCCAAUCAGAGCGAGAGUAGAUGGCAAAGACGCAGCUAAAGAAUUCAGUGUGGGAGAUUUGGAAAACUUGGACCUCCUUCGUGGAUAUCUUCAAAUAAAAGUGGUGGGAAAUGUGGUUGAUGUGGGAGAGGUUAAGAGAGCCAAACUUCACAACAAGAGACAUCUUGACCGCCUGGAUCUGACUCAUGGAGAGAUAAAUCCUAAUGGCGUCAUUCAAGCCUUAAAUCUACCUCCUUCCUUUGACAUAUCGAUAGUCGAAGUGCUUAGGUGGAUCAGCUUCAAAAGAAGGUCAACGUAAGGGUGAAUCAGAGGAGCUGCCAUCCGUGGGAAGAAGAAAUGGUGCUGGCUUCUACCUCUUUUAUGCUUUUAGAUAUCUAUAUUUUUAAAACAUUCAGUAUGUGAUUGUCUAAAAUCAUGUAAAAACUUAAUGUGUGUCCGCUGCUGUCUUUGGUCCCUGCUUUGAACCAUGAUUUGAACUCUCGAGCUGUUCGACCAAAUCCUGCAGCUUACUUCUGUAUUUGUAUAAUUAAUUUGUUGUGUGCUUGAUGUUUGUAUGGAUUAUUUGUGGGAUCUUUAACUUGUAAUGUAUUAUUUUAAAUGUAUGGAGUUAUUUAUGUUUAAUAUUAUUGAG